AUGCAAUCAUUAACAAUUUGUGCCCGAUUAAUGGCGAGAGCCAUUUGUGGUACAGAAGCUGAAAGUGUUCUUUAUCAUAGUAUAUUACGUUUAUCCACUCAAUCAUCGUUACAUUAUAUUCAACCACAACGAAUUGCCUCAUUACCGGGUAUUAAACGUGGUUGUGUUCAUCUAGUCACAGCAUCAUCCGGUUAUUCAGGACAUCAUAAAACAGAUACAACAAUAAUAAAUGAAUCAACAAAAGAUUUAAAAUGUUUGGAUGUCUAUGGUGAUGAUGCAUUUUUCAUUACAAAGCAUCGUAUUGGUGAUUUUUUAGGCGUUGCUGAUGGUGUAGGCGGAUGGAGAGAACAUGGAAUUGAUCCAUCCAUAUUUUCUAGUUCAUUAAUGGAUGCCUGCAAAACAUUAAUUGAUAAAAAAUUAAUUGAUUUAGGACCAUUAACAUUGAAAGAACUUCUAUCAAUGGGCUACAAACAACUUCUUGAAAAUAAACAAUGUAUUGUCGGAAGUAGUACAGCUUGUAUUGUUGCAUUACAUAAAGAAAAAAGUAUCUUACAUACAGCCAAUUUGGGUGAUAGUGGUUUUGUUAUUAUACGUAAAAAUCAAAUUGUCCAUCGUUCACAAGAACAACAACAUUAUUUCAAUUCUCCAUUUCAAUUAGCUAUUCAUCCCACAUUAUCAGAUCCUUUAUUGAUAGCUGACAGUCCGGAUUUGGCAUCUGUUAGUUCAUUUGAUGUUAAAGAAAAUGACUUUAUUCUUGUUGGUACAGAUGGUGUAUGGGAUAAUUUGCCUGAUACAGCAAUAUUGAAUGAAAUUAUAAAAAUCAAAGUAAGUCAUAUUCGAACAAUUGUAUCGUGA
This is a messenger RNA of Didymodactylos carnosus, 855 nucleotides long. NCBI's taxonomy places the organism in Eukaryota, Metazoa, Rotifera, Eurotatoria, Philodinida, Philodinidae. The record is from the annotation of a GenBank genome assembly.